Messenger RNA from Rhipicephalus microplus (southern cattle tick), 2465 nucleotides. RefSeq lists its product as uncharacterized. The record is from RefSeq and is a predicted model, not a curated record. Gene Ontology annotation, biological process: endosomal transport. Lineage: Eukaryota; Metazoa; Arthropoda; Arachnida; Ixodida; Ixodidae. Gene Ontology annotation, cellular component: late endosome; lysosome; cytosol.
CUGCUGGGAGCGCGAGCCAUUCCUCAGGCAUAUAUCUAGAGGAGGCGUUGGUUGUGGAGAGGCCGGCGUAGCGAGGGGCGUUGCUUCAAGGCUGCACCACACAAUGAGCAUUCGGGCGCUGUGUAUCAUCAGCGUACCUCACAAGGAUGCGGCAACGACCAUCUACUACAAGCGAUUCCCAACAUGCGAGUUGCGAGCAAAGCACAUAGAGGGCUACGUACCACUGCCCUCACCCAAGGGCUUGGCUGCUGCUUUGGCAACCUGCCUGGAUGACACAGAUCUGCGGUCAUGGCGGAAACAGGUGGACCAGCCACUGCAGCUACCUGCGUUGGAGCUAUCCACCUCGGAAGGAACUCUGUGGCCUUUUGUCUUUGUAGAGAAGCUGGCUGCAAUCCUUGGAACGUGCCCUGCUGCCUGCGCGGAUCGACUGCGACUGCCUCCUGAGAUCGACGCAUGUCCCUUGUUUGACUCGUCACCUUGCGUCGACCAUGGUUUGCCGCCUUACGCAACAUUGAAACCCUACUUCGCAGAAGAAGCCAGUGUGACAUCGUCAUCAAGGCAGACGGACCACAUAACCGGCUGGCGGAACCCUUCGCCCUUCAGUGGGCAUUGGAUCGCAGCAGUGAUGCCGGCGGCUGACAACCCCCUUUGUCUUUUUGUUCAGCUGGCUGCAAUCCUUGGAACGUGCCCUGCUGCCUGCGCGGAUCGACUGCGACUGCCUCCUGAGAUCGACGCAUGUCCCUUGUUUGACUCGUCACCUUGCGUCGACCAUGGUUUGCCGCCUUACGCAACAUUGAAACCCUACUUCGCAGAAGAAGCCAGUGUGACAUCGUCAUCAAGGCAGACGGACCAUAUAACCGGCUGGCGGAACCCUUCGCCCUUCAGUGGGCAUUGGAUCGCAGCAGUGAUGCCGGCGGCUGACAACCCCCUUUGUCUUUUUGUUCAGCUGGCUGCAAUCCUUGGAACGUGCCCUGCUGCCUGCGCGGAUCGACUGCGACUGCCUCCUGAGAUCGACGCAUGUCCCUUGUUUGACUCGUCACCUUGCGUCGACCAUGGUUUGCCGCCUUACGCAACAUUGAAACCCUACUUCGCAGAAGAAGCCAGUGUGACAUCGUCAUCAAGGCAGACGGACCAUAUAACCGGCUGGCGGAACCCUUCGCCCUUCAGUGGGCAUUGGAUCGCAGCAGUGAUGCCGGCGGCUGACAACCCCCUUUGUCUUUUUGUUCAGGAAGGCUUGUACUUUGGUUGCUUGCCACUUGUGUCUUUGUCACCUACAGAGCAUCCUGACUUGAUUUCACUCCCUGAGGUGACCAUUGCUCUCUCGGCGGUCGAGGCGGUCGUCGAAGUUCUGGGUACUAGCAUCACUUCUCUCACUGCGACAUGCACACAGUUGCUGCAGGUGGAAGAGUUCUUGUCGGUGGCUGCCCCUUUUGGUCUGCUGCAGUUCACUCAGCCCAGUGUGGUUCGAGACAUUCUCAGGGACAAGGAGCUGUCUGCACCGGCCGAUGGUGUCUCCAAGGUGCCUGCAUGGAGGCCAACAGCAUUCCAUGGAAAACCAGAGCUGCGCAUACAGCUUCGGGAAAUAGUUCAGUGUACUCAGUGUGAACGGCCCGAUGUGAGCCCAGCGGCCGAGGUGACGGGAGUCCUGCAAGUGCACGCGGAGCUGGAGUGUCGGGAGCUCUCAGUUACCGUGGUUUCCUGUGAGACUCUGUCGCCUGCUCUGGCGCUUGGUGUACGACUCACGACUUACCAAGGUGCACAAGGUGCGCAAACAUGGUGCAUCCACAUGAGCCCACCUUCGACCCGUCCUGUUGAAGCUGUGCGCUACUCCCUGCCACCAUCAGUUGCAGUGCCCCCCAUCUUGGGCCUCUACUCCAUGAGGGGGGACAAGCGUAUUGAUUUUCUUCUCCAAUUGAAGCUUCAAGCAGGCAUCAAAAACGUGUUCCAGUCACUCGAUGUCAGGAUUCCAUUUUUUAACAGGGGCCGCAUCAGGAAGUCAAGCCUGAUGCCCAGCUGUGGCAGUGUCUCUCUGGCCAGAGACAAGUGCAGUCUUCUUUGGACGAUCGGCCAAAAGUUUCCAGCGUCUUCCCAAGAAGUCUCACUAACAGGCACCGUGCACUUUGAGGAACAACCAGCUGACAUAAAUCAGUCUACACUUUGCACAGGCCUCACAUCUUAUGCACAGGUUGAAUUCUGCAUGAUGAGUCGGACACUGAGUGGAUGCAGCCUAGAUCCCAAGUCUGUCCUAGUUACUCCUCUGGUCAAGUACAAGCUCAUUCUUGGUCAUCAUGUUGAGUCGUUCGAAUAUCGGAUAUGGAACAAGUUUGGAGAAGUGCCUUUUGCCACACCUGCAGUGACUGAAGACUGAACUUGGAAGUGAAAGCCCGUGAAAAUAAUUGUUUCACGUUUAAAAAUGAAGUUUUUUGUUUUUAGUUGUUUCAGAAAAUAAAUAUUUUUGAAAUUAA